Clavispora lusitaniae ATCC 42720 is the source of this 693-nucleotide messenger RNA. RefSeq names its product Tfs1p (gene TFS1). The record is from RefSeq and is a predicted model, not a curated record. Gene Ontology annotation, molecular function: phospholipid binding; peptidase inhibitor activity. Gene Ontology annotation, biological process: regulation of Ras protein signal transduction; regulation of proteolysis. Lineage: Eukaryota; Fungi; Ascomycota; Pichiomycetes; Serinales; Metschnikowiaceae.
AUGUUUGCUAUAUAUAGAGCCGCCCCCCGUUUAUCGCGUCUACCCAUAUUUCGGCGCUCUACAAUGAAUUUAAUGACCAUUUCCCAACUGUUGGAUGACGCCUACUCCAAGCACAAAAUUAUCCCUGAUGUGGUUGACAAGUUUGACACACAAGGUCUUCUCACCAUUGAAUACUCCCCCGAACGUCAUGUAACAAUGGGGAACACUUUGAAAGUCAAGGACACCCAGCAUGUGCCAACCAUCCAAUUCACCCUCAAUUCGCCCAACCAGGAGGAGGAGAUGCUGGUGGAGACAGAUGACCGUUUUACGUUGGUGUUAACCGACCCAGACGCACCCUCCAAUACGGACCACAAGUGGUCGGAAUUCUGCCACUGGAUUCUCUCGGACUUGUCUUUGAACCCUAACAAUUCCGGCUCUGGGGACUCAUUGUCGACAGUUUUAGACUUGUCGAAAGGAAAGGAAGUCUUGCCUUAUGUUGGACCCGGACCACCACCAAAGACAGGCAAGCACCGCUAUGUCUUUUUGUUAUAUAAACAAGAUCCUCGUGCCAACUUGGUGGCGCCUUCAGACAGACCCAAUUGGGGAACGGGCACACCAGGAUCGGGAGUGAGAGACUGGAUUAAAAAGCACGGAGGCGAUUCGAAGUUGUUAGCUGUCAACUUCUUCUAUGCUCAGAAUGAGGUUCAGGAGUAA